AUGUCUAGUGAUGGUGUGUCGACACACGCAGAUGAUACAACCCUUGACGACGUCGUAAUACGCCAAGAAGAACAAACCAACCCUCAACUCAACGCCAGAAACCUCUCAUGGACUAAGCUCCGACGCAUGGACUCGCUCGACGUAGAGUCAGCCAGCCUGGGGCAUGGUGCCGCAGCCGCCAUGGGCGGCGGCAUGGGGUGGGCGGUGGUGCUGCAGCUGGCGUUCCAGAGCAUCGGGGUGGUGUACGGUGACAUCGGCACGUCGCCGUUGUAUGUAUUUUCUAGCACGUUUACGGAUGGAAUAAAACACAAUGACGAUAUCAUCGGAGUUUUGUCCUUGAUUUUAUACACUUUGACGUUAAUUCCCUUGGUCAAGUAUGUCUUCAUUGUCCUACGUGCCAACGACCAUGGCGAUGGGGGUACUUUUGCUCUAUAUUCUCUGAUAUGUCGAUAUGUAAAAGUGAGUUUAAUUCCGAGCCAAGAAGUAGAAGAUCGAGAUGUGUCGACUUACCAACUGGAAUUGCCUAAUAAAAGCUUGCAAAGAGCUUCAAAAGUUCAAGCAAAGUUAGAGAAUAGCAACUUUGCUAAGUAUGUUUUGCUGUUUGCUACCAUGCUUGGCACUUCCAUGGUUAUUGGUGAUGGAGUUCUCACUCCAUGCAUCUCAGUAUUGUCUGCUGUGGGCGGAUUAAAAGAGGCCACAUCUCAUAUGACAGAAGAUAGAAUAGUGUGGACAUCAGUGGUGAUCCUAGUAACACUCUUCAUGGUUCAAAGAUUCGGAACUGAUAAAGUCGGAUACACUUUCGCUCCCAUAAUCUUACUAUGGUUCUCCUUCAUCGCUGGAGUCGGCGUCUUCAACUUCAUCAAAUACGACACUUCUGUCAUCAAAGCUCUCAACCCCGUUUACAUCGUGGAUUACUUUAUAAGGAACAAGGAGCAGGCUUGGAUCUCCCUCGGCGGCGCCGUUCUUUCCAUUACAGGAACCGAAGCCUUAUUUGCAGAUGUCGGACAUUUCUCUGUCAGAUCGAUUCAGAUAAGCAUGUGCUGUGUCACUUACCCCGCCUUAGUCCUAGCUUACACCGGCCAAGCCUCGUUUCUUCGCAAGAACAACCACUUGGUUGCUAACACUUUCUACGAAUCCAUCCCAGGUAAGAUGUACUGGCCGAUGUUUGUGGUGGCGGUGGCAGCAUCAGUCAUCGCUAGCCAAGCUAUGAUCUCGGCCACCUUCUCCAUCAUCCAACAGUCUCUCUCUCUCGGAUGCUUCCCGCGUGUCAAAAUCGUCCACACCUCCAACAAAUACCCCGGCCAAGUCUACAUCCCCGAAGUCAAUUAUCUUCUCAUGUUCGCUUGCAUUUGUGUCACCCUUGGUUUCCGUACAACCGCCAAGAUCGGCAAUGCCUAUGGGAUCGCGGUGGUGUUGGUGAUGGCGCUGACAUCGACGUUCCUGGUGUUGGUGAUGAUCAUGAUUUGGAAGACCAACAUAGUCUUCAUAAUCCUCUACAUCCUGAUCAUCGGAUCGGUGGAGCUGCUCUACAUGAGCUCGGUCCUCUACAAGUUCGACCAAGGCGGCUACCUCCCCCUCGCAUUCGCCAUGAUUCUGAUGACCAUCAUGUGCACAUGGAACUACGUCUACAGAAACAAGUACUACUUCGAACUCGAUCACAAGAUUUCACCAGAGUCCGUGAGGGAGAUCGUUGGGGAGACGAGCUCCCCGCGUCUCCCUGGGCUGGCAGUGUUCUACUCGGAGCUGGUCCAGGGCAUCCCGCCAAUAUUCAAGCACUACGUGGGCAACGUCCCGGCCCUGCACUCGGUCCUGGUGUUCGUGUCGUUCAAAUCCCUGCCGAUCAGCAGAGUGCCGGAGGAGGAGAGGUUCCUGUUCCGGAGGGUGCAGCCGAAGGAGCUUCAGGUGUUCAGAUGCGUGGUGCGGUAUGGUUACAAGGAUGUGAGGAAUGAGGAGGUGCCGUUCGAGCGCCUGUUGGUGGAGAGGCUCAAGGAGUUCGAGGAGAGUGUGGGAGGGGAGGUUGGGGAUUUGGACCGGGCGUGGCGGAGCGGGGUGGUGCACAUGGUGGGGGAGCAUGAGGUGGCGGCGGCCAAAGGGGCGGCCCUUUGGAAGAGGGUUGUGAUUGACUAUGGCUACAACUUCUUGAAGAAGAACUUGAGGCAGAGCAAUAGGGUGUUUGCUAUUCCUCACAAGAGAAUGCUUAAAGUUGGGAUGACAUACCAUCUUUAG
Molecule: messenger RNA, 2226 nt
Organism: Salvia hispanica
Lineage: Eukaryota; Viridiplantae; Streptophyta; Magnoliopsida; Lamiales; Lamiaceae
Product: potassium transporter 5-like
Biological process (GO): potassium ion transmembrane transport
Cellular component (GO): membrane
Molecular function (GO): potassium ion transmembrane transporter activity
Source: RefSeq, a predicted model, not a curated record